Macadamia integrifolia is the source of this 1899-nucleotide messenger RNA. RefSeq names its product probable receptor-like protein kinase At4g10390. Gene Ontology annotation, cellular component: plasma membrane. Gene Ontology annotation, molecular function: ATP binding; protein kinase activity. NCBI's taxonomy places the organism in Eukaryota, Viridiplantae, Streptophyta, Magnoliopsida, Proteales, Proteaceae. The record is from RefSeq and is a predicted model, not a curated record. Gene Ontology annotation, biological process: protein phosphorylation. Bases 472 to 1617 code for a protein of 381 amino acids. The transcript has 2 exons.
AUGAACCCUUGAUCUAAACUGGUCAACCAAGAGAGAGAGAGAGAGAGGAGUAGGUGAUUGGAAUUUCUGAAUCAUAUGAUCAUAUGUGGACGACUCCACAUAUGAAUUAUAAGCACUAAAUCUUCUCUUCCACAUUUGGGUCCAACCAAAAAAUUUCCUACCCCAAUGAACGUGGAACCCAUCUUUGGGAAGUCAUUUGGUCUUCCUCCUCCAGAAAGGUUUAGAUCUCUCUAAACCUUUCUGGACAUGAUCUUAUGCUGUUUCUACUUGUCAGUGGGUGAAGGUAACCCUAGCUUGGUCUCCUCCUUAGAAAGUACUGCCUCCCCUCAACUUAAUUCAAUUCCCUCUUUAGCUUCCAAGAUUCUUAUUCAAUUAUAUUAUAUGGGUUUUUGAUAGUCCAAACAUAAGGAGAGAUCUGGAAUGGCUUCUUAGUUGUUAUCUUCUGAUCACCCAUUGCUAGCUUAUUCUUCAAUGGGUUGCUUCAAGUUUCUAAGUCUCAAUAUCAAGCGUAGAUCCAAGAGAUUGCUAGGCAAUGGAAAGCAUCGAAGUUUGUCGGUAACCACUUCAGCCGCCGGCGGUGCUAAGGAACCAAAGGAUUUGAUCCUCCCUCAGUUACCUUCUGAUAAUCAGGACCACCUGCAGUCUUGUAACAAGAAAAUUAACUCUGUGAGGAGAUUCAGUUGGAUUGAGAUAGAGAAGUUCACCAUGAAUUUCUCUCAUGUAAUUGGGGAAGGAGGAUACAGUACUGUCUACCUCGGCUACUUCCCAGAUUUCUCCCUUGGAGCUAUUAAGAUCCAUUACCAGAGUGAGCGUCUUCGCCAAGUCUUCAAGCUAGAACUCGAAGCCCUUCUUCAUGUCCAACACAACAACAUUGUCAAGCUUCUUGGCUACUGUGAUGAGAGAGAAGAAGGUGUCCUCUUGUUAGAAUUUAUUCCAAAUGGAAACUUGCACGAAAAGCUUUACACUCAAGACCGAAAGAAUUCAGUACUUCCAUGGAACAAUCGGAUAAUGAUUGCUUACCAAUUGGCUCAAGCAAUUGAUUACCUUCAUGGAAACUGUAAACUUCCAAUAGUUCAUGGUGAUAUCAAAGCAUCAAAUGUCCUCCUAGAUCAAAAUCUCAACUGUAAGCUCUGCGAUUUCGGGUAUGCGAAAAUGGGUUUUUCUUCAGUGGUUGUGCCUUCCUUAAGGAAUUCAAUAAUGGGUUCUCCAGGGUACAUAGAUCCACACUACCUAAGGACAGGCAUUGUAUCAAAGAAGAAUGAUGUUUACAGCUUUGGUGUGAUUUUGUUGGAACUAAUAACAGGAAUUGAAGCCUUUUGUACUAAAAAGGAGAAGCUCUUGACAUCAAUUGCUAAUCCAAUUCUGCAAGAUCCAGAGAAGGCACUAGAAAUGGUAGAUUCAAGAUUGGAGGGUCAGUUUAAAGAUAGGGAAGUGAUAGCUAUGGCUUCCAUAGCUGCACAAUGUCUUCGUCAACAUGCAAGUCUUAGGCCUUCCAUGGCUGACAUCUUGAAUACCAUGAGAGAGACCAUUCCAUCAGUCUCUUUCGUUGAGACAGCAGGAAAAUUCAAGGAUAUUUCUACUACUCGUAACUUGAAAUGGAAUAUUGUAAAUAUAUGAAUAUUUGAGAGUUUAUUUCACUGUGUUAUUACAAAAAAUAAUAUCAAAAAAAUAAAUAAAAAAUGUCAUUGCCAAUAAGAGGGGCCAAGAGAGAGAGAGUAAACAAAGAAAGAUUUACUGUGAAAUUCCUUAUAGUUUUGGAGAUGUAAAUAUGAUAUCUGAUUGAAGGAGGAUCAUGGGCAAGAUCAUCUUCAUACCCAUUAAAUAGUUUGGUCUCAAUUGGCUUAUAUCUAUGUUGCAUGAAUUAUAAGAUAUUAAUUAAGUGCUUUUCCCGUUUCUUUA